AUGGAGCUUCCUCAAGAUAUUGCAAAGGAGCUGGCGGCUACAGCGAAAGCCAUUGCGGCUCCUGGAAAGGGCAUUCUGGCUGCUGACGAAUCCACAGGCACAAUCCAAAAGCGUUUCGACAGCAUUAAAGUGAAAAAUGAAGAAUCGAACAGGGCGGCAUACAGGGACCUUUUGUUCUCGACAGAAGGUCUGGGGCAGUACAUCUCGGGCUGCAUUCUCUUUGAGGAAACGCUGUUCCAGAAGAACCAAGCGGGUGUUCUAAUGGUGGACCUGCUGAAGAAGCAGGGCAUAAUCCCGGGCAUAAAAGUCGACAAAGGGCUGGAAACAAUUCCCCGAACUGAUGACGAGAAAGCCACCAUGGGCCUGGACGGCCUGGCGGAGCGCUGCAAAAAGUACUACGCCGCAGGGGCGCGCUUUGCGAAGUGGCGCGCAGUGCUGUCCAUAAACCCCAGCCAAGGCAAGCCCUCAGAUCGCUCCAUUGCCGAAGUGGCCUACGGCUUGGCUCGGUACGCAGCCAUAUGCCAGCAGAACCGACUUGUGCCGAUUGUGGAGCCCGAAAUUCUCACCGACGGCUCCCACGACAUCGCCACCUGCGCACAAGUCACGGAGCGGGUGCUGGCGGCUGUCUUCAAACAACUCAAUGACCAGGGAGUGCUGCUGGAGGGGGCUUUGCUGAAGCCCAACAUGGUCACCCCAGGUUCUGAGUGCCCCAGCAAGGCGAAGCCCGAAGAAAUUGCUUUCUACACUGUUCGCGCGCUGGCCCGCACAGUGCCCCCUGCCCUCCCGGGGGUCACUUUCUUGUCGGGGGGCCAGUCCGAAGAAGAGGCUUCCCUGAACUUGAACGCAAUGAACCGCAUGGGGCCCCACCCCUGGGCGCUGACCUUCUCUUACGGCAGGGCCCUCCAGGCCUCCACGCUGCAGGCCUGGGCCGGCAAGCCCGAGAACAAGGCCAAGGCGCAGGAGGUGUUGCUGCAGCGCGCCAAGGCCAACAGCGAGGCGCAGCUGGGCACUUACGGGGGCGACGCUACAAACGCCGCGGCCAACAAGUCUCUCUUUGAGAAACACUACGUCUACUAA
Molecule: messenger RNA, 1077 nt
Organism: Eimeria necatrix
Lineage: Eukaryota; Apicomplexa; Conoidasida; Eucoccidiorida; Eimeriidae
Product: fructose-1,6-bisphosphate aldolase, putative
Exons: 3
Coding region: 1-1077 (358 amino acids)
Biological process (GO): glycolytic process; fructose 1,6-bisphosphate metabolic process
Cellular component (GO): cytosol
Molecular function (GO): fructose-bisphosphate aldolase activity
Source: RefSeq, a predicted model, not a curated record